CAAACGAGCGCUCUACAUCCCAAUCCCAACAGCUAAUCUUAAGAGGAUGAUACCAUUUACCGCAAUCCCCCGCCCAUCUUCUUCUUUACACAAAUCUCAUUCUCUCUCUUCUUUAUAUACCGAUUUGCGGUUCUUCUGCUAGAAAUCGAGAGGAGGAAACAAAACGACGGAAAGAAAAACAAAUAUUAAAAUUUGCUGAAAAAUUCGAAGAGAGAGGGAGGUGAAGAAGUUGAUGAAAAGCUCCUCUGAUCAGCGGAUGCCGAUUCCCAGAUCUUAGCGAGAAAGGAGAGAGAGGGGAUUCCCUCUCCCACAUCCGAAGGCGGAACUGUGAUCGAACGGUAGGAGAAUGGAGUCGGAUAUGGGGAAGCUUUUCAUCGGCGGCAUUUCGUGGGAUACCAAUGAGGCCCGCCUACGGGAGUACUUCGAGAACUUCGGCGAAGUUUUGGAUGCAGUAAUCAUGAAGGAUAGGACAACUGGCCGUGCCCGGGGCUUUGGAUUCGUGGUCUUCUCAGACCCCGGUAUCGCGGAGAAAGUUGUCAUGGAGAAACACCUAAUCGAUGGCAGGAUGGUGGAAGCGAAAAAAGCUGUUCCCAGGGAUGAUCAAUGUUUACUUAAUAGAAACAGCGGCUGCGGCAGUAUCCAAGGUUCCCCUGUUCCUGGUCGAAUCAAAAAGAUAUUUGUGGGAGGUCUUGCUUCAACAGUAACAGAUUCAGACUUCAGAAAAUAUUUUGAGCAGUUUGGAACAAUCAAUGAUGUUGUUGUCAUGUAUGAUCACAAUACUCAGAGGCCAAGAGGGUUUGGUUUCAUAACUUUUGACUCAGAAGAUGCUGUAGAUAAGGUACUGCGUAAAACCUUCCAUGAACUUAAUGGAAAGAUGGCGGAAGUCAAAAUAGCCGUUCCUAAAGAACAUUCAACAGGGCCUAUUGUGAGGUUACCAAUUGGGGGAUUAAACUAUGGACUAAAUAGAUACAAUCAGGAGUAUAAUCCAAACUCUAUAGGAAGCUAUAGUAUGAGAAUGGAUGGUAGAUUUGGGCCAUUAGCAGGUGGAAGAAAUGGGUUCCCUCCUUUCAACCCUGAUUAUGGAAUUGGAUUGAAUUUUGAGCCUGGGAUGAGCCCAACAUACAGUGUAAGUUCAAAUUCCAACAAUGGCCUUAGUUAUGGAAGGGCCUUGAGCCCAUAUUAUAGUGGAAAUUCGAACAGAUUGGGCAGUCCUAUUGGGUAUGGUAGAGGUAAUAGCAGUCCUGGUUCAGCAUUUAGCUCAGUAGCUCGAAGUCUACUGGGCAAUGUCGGACUUAACUACAGCACCAACAACACUACAGAUUCAAACUCUUUCAUGAUCUCAGGAAUUGGGAACCUUGGUGGAUUUGGCAAUAGUGGCUUGAGCUGGGCUGACUCAUCCUCUCGUCUUUCGGCGAGUGGCAUAAACAGUGGAGGUUUUACUGGGAAUCCAAAUUAUGGAAGUGGACAGAAUAGUUUUGGUUUGGUCGCUGGAAGUUAUGGAAGAAACAAUGGCACAGGCCCAUUCAAUACAUCCCUUGCGACAACAGCCAAUGGUUAUGAAGGGAACUAUGCAGAUUCAUAUGGUGGAGGUUCAAAUUAUGAAGAUUCUACUUGGCUGUCAGCAUCGUCUGAUCUUGAUGGUUCUUUUCCAUUUGGUUAUGGGCUUGGAACUGCAGCUUCUGAUGUCGCAUCUAAGGGUGGUUCAACUGGUUACAUGGGUGGUUAUACUGUUUCAAAUAGGCAGAUGAAUAGAGGAGUUGCUGCCUUGUAAGGGUUUCAUUCCUUUGGUGUCAGAUCUUAUAGUAGGUGAAGAAUUAAGAAAAAAAACAGGAGCAUGACUGAAAUUGACAAAUGGUCAGUAAAUUAUUUAGAGCUAACCAAAGAGUUAGUUCCAUAAAUUCAAAUUCGGUUUCCAUUUAUAUAGGAUUUUGUCCAAGAUUUGAGAUUUGAGUUCAAUUCUACAAUUUAGGUUUAGUUUGGGACAGCUUCUUUGAUGCUUUCUAAAAUAGCUUUUUAAUACAAAAAUUUUUUGAAUUGGAAAUUUUUGUACUAAAAAACAGUUUUAUAAAGUAGCAAAAAAGUUGUACUAAACGAAGCCUUAGUGUAGACUUUCCUUUCUUUGUGCAUUUGUUGAAAUGUAAAACCAGAUUGAGGAAUGUAUUCAGAAGAUUGUUUCAUUUUAUGCAAGUUAUAAGAGUGAUAGACACUUUUUUUCCAUUAAUAAGGGAAACUUCUAUACUUCCUGGCAGGUAUCUGUUUUGCCAGUUA
This is a messenger RNA of Dendrobium catenatum, 2268 nucleotides long. Its product is annotated as heterogeneous nuclear ribonucleoprotein 1. NCBI's taxonomy places the organism in Eukaryota, Viridiplantae, Streptophyta, Magnoliopsida, Asparagales, Orchidaceae. The transcript has 4 exons. The record is from RefSeq and is a predicted model, not a curated record. Bases 347 to 1771 code for a protein of 474 amino acids. Gene Ontology annotation, molecular function: RNA binding.